Mercenaria mercenaria is the source of this 1773-nucleotide messenger RNA. Its product is annotated as probable ATP-dependent DNA helicase HFM1. NCBI's taxonomy places the organism in Eukaryota, Metazoa, Mollusca, Bivalvia, Venerida, Veneridae. The transcript is spliced from 14 exons. The record is from RefSeq and is a predicted model, not a curated record. The coding region runs from base 133 to 1773 and encodes 546 amino acids.
UAUAAGUAAAUGUGAGGGGUUUGAAGGCUCAAAUUGCGAAACAAUGAGAAGAAAACUUUGAACACACUCAAUAAAGACAAGAACAGAAUCACAAUAAGAUAUCCUUUGUCAGGCAAAAUAAAGACAACAGAUAUGAAAGUGAAUUGUUUAAUCCAGGCAACAUUGGGCAGCCUUCUUAUACAGGAUUUUGCCUUGCAACAAGAUACUGCCAGGAUCUUUAGAGCUGGUAUUAGAGUAACUAGGUGCUUAGUGGAGUUGCUGUCACAGAAAAACAAUUACAAAUGUCUGUUGAGUGCUCUGCUACUUUGUAAAAGCUUCAAAGCCAGACUCUGGGAAGAUUCAAAAUAUGUCAGCAAACAAUUAGAUGGAAUAGGUCCCACAUUGUCCACUGCUCUUGUAAAUGCCAGAUUGACAAGUUUUGAGAAAAUAGAGGAGACAAAUCCAAGAGAAAUAGAGCUGAUAGUAAACAGACAUCCACCAUUUGGUAAUCAAGUAAAAGACAAUAUUUCAAAGCUUCCAAAGUACGAGCUGGUCAUAGAACAGGUAAUGAGGUACAGUGAGAGUGCAGCAGAGAUUGUAAUCACCUUACAGAUAACAAACAGAGAUACAAUGAAGGAGAGCAGUACUGGGCAUACCUGUACUCUGCUUGUUGGCGAUGAAGAUAACAAGGUCUUAUACAAGCAAAGAGUAAUGGAUGCUCUGUUACUGAAAGAGAAGUCUUGGUCAAAGAAAUUGGAGGUUAGGAGGGCAGAAAAAGGUCCUGAAUUGUCUUUGCAUUAUAUCAGUCAAGACUGGGUUGGAUUAGAUGUAGAAUGUACAUAUACACCUAAUUACUUGGGAGGUAAAAGAAUAACAUCAUCAUCUACAGGAAAUCAGCAGGCCAAAUCAGCUGUAACUGCAGGCAGCUGUGCCACCACCAACUUGCCUUGUAUGCAUACAUGCCACAACAAGAUGACCUGUGCUCAUGAAUGCUGUAAACAUGGAAUUUCCUCAAAACGUAGAGGUACUUCAAACCAGCAGACCCCAAGGCCAGUUUCAACUAAACGUGUAGCAAGUCAUUUAGAGGAACUCAAGAACAGGGCUGCGUCUUUACCAACAACACCUUCUGUGAACAAGAGAAUGAAGUUACAGGGUAAUGGCAAUGCAAGCAGAACAGAUCUAACACAGUUUUCAUAUGCACCAAACAGAAACAACCAAGACUUUGUUUAUCAAGCUGCGGCCAUGCCAGAUAAGGAAUUCGGUUUAUAUGUAGAGCCCAGUAAUGACUUGAGUAGGCAUGUUGGGCAAGAAAGUCGGACAUUUAAACCAAGACAGCAGAAUAUUCCUAGACAUAAGAAUGACUGGGAAGAACUGGACAUGUAUGCUGAGCAUAGGCAGACAUGCAAUCAAGAUGACAUUAUUUUAAUUGAUGAAGAAUCCUUACCAGAUCUGGAAGCUAUGCAUGAGGAGUUUGCUGGCAUUAAUCCCAACUGGGCCUCAGUCCCGAAUGGUGAAGAUGACUUUGCCCACGAGACAGAAUAUGGUUAUGCAUAUGUUACUGGUGGAGACAGACCUGAGCCUCCUUUAGAAUGGGAUGAUAGAAUUAAUGAGCAGUGGCACAAGGAUAGCAGAAAUCAUUGUGAUGAUGCAGUCCACCAUGAUGUGAGACAAGGAAACACUUACUCAGUGCGAAGACAAUUUCAAGGUGGCAAUGAUAAAUUAGGCUGCAACAGAAGUGCAAAGAGACCUUCAUUUAGGAAACAGCCAGUGCAUUGUACAAUCCUAGCAAACUGA